Molecule: messenger RNA, 1590 nt
Organism: Aspergillus caelatus
Lineage: Eukaryota; Fungi; Ascomycota; Eurotiomycetes; Eurotiales; Aspergillaceae
Product: major facilitator superfamily domain-containing protein
Exons: 4
Coding region: 1-1590 (529 amino acids)
Biological process (GO): transmembrane transport
Molecular function (GO): transmembrane transporter activity
Source: RefSeq, a predicted model, not a curated record
AUGGGUGUGGAAAAAACGAGGUCGGACAACCGUGUCCAAUUCCGCCUUGAUCAUAGACUUGUUCUCUCUUUUGCACCUCUUGCUAUCAUUGCUCUGUUCUCUUCUUUGGAGGGAACCUCAAUAUCAGUGGCACUACCGGCUAUCGCAAGAAGCCUUAAUGGCUCCGCAAUCGAGGCAUUUUGGUCUGGAACGUCCUUCUUGCUAUGCUCAACAGUUUUCCAACCCAUAAUCGGCUCGUUAUCGGACAUCUUUGGAAGAAAGCCAUUGCUGUACGCCUCAUUGGCCUUUUUUCUUUUGGGCUCCGCCCUUGGAGGAAGCGCAUUGAACAUGACCUGGCUCCUCUGCGCACGCUCCAUUCAAGGCCUUGGUGGUGGUGGAGUCCUGGCUCUCACGGAAAUAGUAAUCACAGAUCUUGUGCCAUUGCGCUUUCGCGGCCAUUACUUUGGGAUUCUUUCGUCAAUGCUGUGCAUUGGCUCUGUGACAGGCCCUAUCAUGGGUGGUGGUUUUAUCCAAUCACUGAACUGGCGGUGGAUAUUCUAUAUCACCUUACCUUUUAUUGGCGGUGCGAUUGUCCUGGUAUUUCUCUUCCUUGAUGUCCAACAGCCUACGAAGAAGACAUUGAAAGGACAGCUCCAGCAGAUCGAUUACGUUGGAACCACACUCUUCGUUGGAAGUAUGACUUCGUUCUUAAUGCCAGUGACCUGGGGGGGAAUCAUGUAUAGUUGGGCCUCCUUCCACACUGUAGUUCCCCUCCUCAUAGGAACCGUUGGCUUGGUUAUCUGUGCAGUGUAUGCAUGGCGAUUUGCUGCGCACCCCACGAUCCCACCAGUCCUAUUCCAAUCGCCUACCACGGUAGUGAGCUAUGUCGCCACGGUCAUCCAUGGGCUAACGAUUUGGUGUGUGCUAUAUUACUUUCCCCUUUACUUCGAAGCCGUCAAGGGAUACAGCCCACUGCUUUCGGGGGUUGCUCUUCUGCCAUUCUCGUUCACAGCAGCACCCAGUGCAGUCGUCGUGGGUAUUUUGAUCACUAUCACCGGUCGAUAUCGCUGGUCUAUGUGGGUGGGUGGGGCCUUGGCCACACUGGGGAUAGCUCUGCUAUGCAUUCUAAAGGCUCAGACCAGUGUCGCCGGCUGGGUCCUGCUUAUGCUCCCAGCUGGGUUCGGGGCGGGUGCGCUUUUCCCUGCACUACUGUUCGGCAUUCAAGCCUCAGCUCACCCAAACCACAUUCCCAUCGCGGUGGCAAUGUCUAGCUUUUUCCGAGCAUGCGGGCAAACUCUUGGUGUGGCAAUUGGUGGUGUCGUUUUCCAAAAUCGAAUGCGAGAGAAUCUGCUGCGCUUCCCGAAACUCGCGCCUUAUGCUGACGACUACAGCAAGGACGCUGCGGUGCUUGUCCAGAUUAUUCAGAUAAUGCCGGAUGGGGACGAUAAGCAGUCCCUCAGAAUUGCAUACACUGAUAGUCUGCGCGUGGUCUGGAUCCUGUGCACCGCGCUCACUGCAGGGUCAGCCCUUCUGACCCUUUUCGCCAAAGAAUACACCAUGGACGAGGGGGAGCCGAACCGUGAGGAAUUGAACUCCAGCUCCAGCACCUGA